Messenger RNA from Rhinichthys klamathensis goyatoka, 3680 nucleotides. It is a transcript of the gene cnot3b, whose product is annotated as CCR4-NOT transcription complex, subunit 3b. Gene Ontology annotation, cellular component: CCR4-NOT core complex; nucleus; P-body. The record is from RefSeq and is a predicted model, not a curated record. Gene Ontology annotation, biological process: regulation of stem cell population maintenance; nuclear-transcribed mRNA poly(A) tail shortening; regulation of DNA-templated transcription. The transcript has 18 exons. The coding region runs from base 196 to 2913 and encodes 905 amino acids. NCBI's taxonomy places the organism in Eukaryota, Metazoa, Chordata, Actinopteri, Cypriniformes, Leuciscidae.
ACAAGCGGAGGAGGUGUUCCUGGCGGCCAUCUUUGAUGCGAGAAGUGAUUGUUUGGCGAAUAGAAAUAAUAGGAAAUAAAAAUAUAGCGUGAAAAGUUGUGGAAUUGUGGCGGAACUGAAGGGGAUAUUAAGAGGGAAAGUAAAACUCAGGAAAAUCAGAUGAAGGCAUGAAGAAAACAUCUUAGUCAGGAAGUCAUGGCUGAUAAAAGAAAACUUCAAGGCGAAAUAGACAGAUGUUUGAAAAAAGUUGCAGAAGGGGUAGAGCAGUUUGAGGACAUUUGGAAAAAGCUCCACAAUGCAGCCAACGCAAACCAAAAAGAAAAAUAUGAGUCUGACCUCAAAAAAGAGAUUAAAAAAUUACAGCGCCUUCGUGACCAGAUUAAGACAUGGGUCGCCUCCAAUGAGAUCAAAGACAAAAGACAGCUAGUAGAGAAUCGCAAACUCAUUGAGACGCAAAUGGAGCGGUUUAAAAUUGUGGAACGGGAAACCAAAACGAAAGCAUACUCUAAAGAGGGACUCGGCCUUGCUCUGAAAGUCGAUCCUGCGCAGAAAGAGAAAGAAGAGAUCGGGCAGUGGCUAACGAACACGAUAGACACGUUGAACAUGCAAGUGGACCAGUUUGAGAGUGAGGUUGAAUCGCUUUCUGUCCUGACCAAGAAAAAGAAAGGAGACAAAGAGAAGCAGGAUCGGAUCGAGGAACUGAAACGAUUGAUCGAGAGGCACCGGUAUCACAUCCUCAUGCUGGAAACCAUCCUUCGAAUGCUGGACAAUGACUCGAUAGAUGUGGAUUCCAUCCGCAAGAUUAAAGAUGACGUUGAGUACUACCUUGAUUCCUCUCAGGAUCCAGACUUUGAGGAGAAUGAGUUCAUCUAUGAUGACCUUGAUUUAGAGGAACUUCCCCAGCCACUAGGUACCACAUCUCCAGCUGGUAACGCAGAGGACGAGAUCUUCCAGCACUCCAGUUCCACACCAACCUCCACAACGUCAUCUUCUCCCAUACCUCCCUCUCCGGCUACUUGCACUACGAAUUCGGAAGAUGAUAAGAAAAGAGGUCGCUCGACAGACAGUGAUAUUAGUCAGUCACCUAUCAAGAACGGAAAUCCAUCUUCAUCUCUAUCCUCCUCUUCCUCACUGUCAUCCUCAUCCUCGGGAGCCUCUUCAAGCUCCUUGAUGUCAUUGGCGAAUGUCAGCGGAAGCUUGGCAUUAGGGGGCAGCAGCCUCUUAGGCAACAUGGGCGGCCCCCUUCAGAACUCUGGCAGCUAUAGUUCAGCAAUGCAGCAAUCCCAACAACAGCAGCACCAGCCCAAAAACUCAGUCUCCUCCCACUCAGGCACCAACUCUGCCUCCUCCAACAACAGUAUCCUACUCCCAACAUCCAUGUCCACGUCGCCACCCAACACCUGCACACAGGGUCCCCUGACUCCCAGCUCACAGAGCCAGCCUCCUUUGGGGACAGGUCUUUCCUCCAGUCUGGGCCUCGGGAAGGGCAUGUCGGUGACGAGUAGCGCGACCCAGUUGCCCGUUCUAGUCCUUUCAGGGAUGCCGGCGUCCUUGAGCAGCAUGGCUGGGAUUUUGAGCGGAUCCACCCCAGCACCAUACGCGCAAGCGGCCGCCGCAAGUUGCAUAGGCAGCGGGCUGUCAGCAUCGAUUGGAACGAAUAUUAGCAGUACAAACUCCAGUGGAGUCGUAACCUCAGUGGGGACUAAUGGAAGUCUUGGCUCCACAAGCCUCUUGGGCUCAGGGCCUGGAGUUUUGGGUCUUGGGUCCACACAGUCUGCUGUGGAGCCUUUACCUCUGCUAGCUCCCAGCCCUGUGGGAGGCGCACUGAUCUCAGGGAGCAACGUGGGAGUUAUCGGUGGCAGCGUGGGAGUUAUCGGUGGCAACGCGGGAGUUAUCGGUGGCAGCGUGGGAGUUAUCGGUGGCAAUGUGGGAGUUAUUGGUGGCAACGUGGGAGUUAUCGGUGGCAAUGUAGGGUCAUCUGGGACAGGAAAUGCAGCGGGAAGUGCGGCGCUACCACGGCCACCCAGUGGGCCGAAACAAAAUGGGGGUACAAGUUAUAGUGCUGUGGUAGCAGAUAGCACGUCAGACUCUGCCCUCAACAGUGCCAGCCAAUCACAGACCAGCCAAUCCUCAUCCUUAAAUUCCUCAACAAAUCAGCCUAAGGACAGUGGGUCCAGCCUUCUGGGGUCGAUGACACUGCCGCCCAGCUCGCCCUCACCAUCGUACAGCGAGAGUAAACCAAGCGGUGGCAGCCUGCUGAAUGGCCCUCUCUCAUACACACAGGCUGCCGACACCAUCAAGCCUCAGGAGCCUCUGAGUUCUCAAAAGUCGAUGGUAGAGAGGGUUGCCCAGAGCUCAGGGUUAGAAGGAGAGCUGUCUGCGCUGCAUAUCUCUAGUGCUUCUCAAUCUGUUCUUUCGGAGGUGAGCAUCGCCCCUUCAUUGGGCGUGUGUCCACUGGGUCCUGUCCCCCUCUCCAAAGAGCAACUCUACCAGCAAGCCAUGCAGGAGUCCGCCUGGACGCACAUGCCUCACCCGUCCGACUCUGAGAGGAUCAGGCAGUACCUGAUGAGGAACCCCUGCCCUACACUGCCUUUUCACCACCAGAUGCCACCUACCCACUCUGACACUGUGGAGUUCUACCAGAGACUGUCUACAGAGACCCUCUUCUUCAUCUUUUACUACUUAGAGGGUACAAAAGCGCAGUAUCUAGCAGCCAAGGCCUUGAAAAAACAGUCAUGGCGGUUCCAUACAAAGUACAUGAUGUGGUUCCAGAGGCACGAGGAGCCCAAGACUAUCACUGAUGAGUUUGAGCAAGGAACAUAUAUCUACUUUGACUACGAGAAAUGGGGCCAGAGGAAAAAGGAAGGAUUUACAUUUGAGUACAGGUACCUUGAGGACCGGGACCUUCAGUGACGGAUGGUCAACUAGAACGGAGGACUACUGUCGACAUUCCGAAUUGAAUCAACACACACAUGUACACUCUCUUUCAUUCACUGGGGAGGAGACCCAGAUGCACAUGCGAGGCUGUUUUAUGUCUCGCUGGUGCAUAAUGCAUCUGAAGCCCCUCCCAAGCCCCGAGUUCUUUGUGACUCCGCCCUCUCAUUCAAUCAGACUUAACGCUGGUAAAUCCCCCCGUUCUGAGAACUUUAUGGAGCAUUUUUGCGCCAAAAAAGAAGUUGAAUGAACAUUCACCCUAUCAGCAAGAUGACAAUAAACUUAAAUCAUUGUGGAUGAAUUAUUUAGCCAUGGCUAAUUUCGUAAAACACUGACGUUCUACUAUAUUGAUAACCUAAAUCCAAACUAAUCCAAGUCCUCUGAGCUACAGCUGUUGUUCAGCAAAUGAUUAGUUUAAAGUAAACAUCAGCAAUUAAAUUCUUAUGCACAACCAUUUCAAUCUUGCAUAUAUCUGUCCACCCAAGCCAUAACAGCUGCUGUUUUCUCUUAGGAAGCUUGAUUUUGGGGUAGUUACACCCCUGUCUUGUAAGCUCUGAUUAAAGCACAGCUAUUAAUAAGCUUGCAAGUGUGUGUCCCAAACUCUAAUAUUGAUAUUCAUAAUCGUUCUAUCACUGUGGAACCAAAUAAUGAGUCUCUUGCCAGCUCAAGCACACUAUUUUUGUUUGUAGACAACAAACAGGAGGCCAAGUACACGCCACUCAGAUCAGGUUUGUGACUCUCAUAAA